Brachypodium distachyon (stiff brome) is the source of this 4185-nucleotide messenger RNA. RefSeq names its product C2 and GRAM domain-containing protein At1g03370. The transcript is spliced from 9 exons. Lineage: Eukaryota; Viridiplantae; Streptophyta; Magnoliopsida; Poales; Poaceae. The record is from RefSeq and is a predicted model, not a curated record. The coding region runs from base 662 to 3754 and encodes 1030 amino acids.
GAGACGACGCGGGGGAAGUGAGGCCAAAAAUCCCCACAACCCCUCAAAAUCAAAGUCUUCAAUGCCCGAAACCGACCGCCCAGGCGCCCAGCCCUUCCUCCCUUCCGCCACGACUUCCUCAGAACCCCCAAGAAAUCGCCCUCCCACCGCCGCCGCGCAGUUCCCGCCCCAGCGCGCUCUCCGCCAACCCAAACCCUACUCGCCGUUCAUCCUACUUUCCUAGUUCAAUCCCAAUCCGUGCGGCGAUUGCUGCGCUCUCCCGAUUUCUUUUCUUCUUUUUUACCCCUUGAUUUCGAGGGAUUUCUUUCCACUGCGUUGCCUCAUUCUGGAACCGCUCCAGCAGGAAGGAACGAAAGGUUCGUCUCCUUCUUCACGGAUUUGCGGCGCUUUAAUUUGUAUGGAUUGGUUGCUUGGUUGCAACUUGGAAGUGUUCUGAGCUCCCUCUGUUUCUUGGACCCAACAAGCAAAGAACUUCUUCUGGAUUGUGCUCGUUGAUUUGAUCCCAACUGCCAAGUGUCAACCCACUCUGAAUUGGAAACUGCCGAAAUGGAUAGAAAUGUUAAACAAGAUGUCGCAGCUUCCUGAUUUCAACCACACAAAAACCGCCCAAAUCUAAUUUCUUGACAGAAAGGGGGCAAAAAGAUUUCCCCAUUUCUGAGGAAUGAGGCUCCUGGUGCAUGUCAUCGAUGCCCGCAACCUCCCGGUGAUUAAUGCCAACGGGCUCAGCGACCCAUACGCGAAGCUGCAGCUAGGGAGGCAGCGGGCCAAGACCAAGGUGAUCAGGAAAUCGCUGAAUCCCGCCUGGGACGAGGAGUUCGCAUUCCGGGUGGGGGACCUCAAGGAGGAGCUCCUGGUAUGCUUGCUCGACGAGGACAAGUACUUCUCCGACGACUUCCUGGGGCAGGUCAAGGUGCCCCUUUCGGCGGUGCUCGAUGCCGAUCACCGGUCACUCGGAACACAGUGGUACCAGCUGCAGCCCAAGAGCAAGAAGUCCAAGAUCAGGGAUUGUGGAGAAAUCCGUCUUACUAUAUCUCUAUCACAAAGCUACCCUGAAGAUACAAUGACACUUGCACAUUGGGCUUCAGAUGACCUCGCAUCCAGUUCAGACAAAUCAACUGAACUAAAGAAGGGAUCUUCUUUGCCAAAUAUUCCUAUAGAAUCAUCCACGUCACAAUCAGGGAGGGAUGAACUAGAAACCGCCAAGGAGGAUAAGUCGAAUGUUGGUUCAUCAUUUGUCAACCGGCUCUACCAAUACUUUUCAGCGAACCCAAAAGAUGAAGAGGCUUCUCUUCCACCUCUCUUCAAGCAUGACCGCAGUUUGGAUAUUCUUGAAGAAACAGCAUCAACCAGCUCACAGAUUUCUGAUAAGCAGGAUAGCGAAAGUAGUGUAAAUAUGUCCUUUGAUGAACUACUAAAAGCCUUUGAGUCUCGGCAUGAAGGAAAUGAAAUGCCUGCAAAUUUGUCAGGUGGAGUUCUUGUUGAUCAAGUUUAUGCUGUUGCACCUAGUGACUUGAAUACACUUCUUUUCUCACCAAGUUCAGACUUUCUGCGAUCAUUGGCUGAUAUGCAAGGAACUACUGGUCUGGAUAUUCAACAAUGGAGACUUGAAAAUGAUGGUGCGGUCUUGAAGAGGGUAGUAAGCUAUACAAAAGCUGCUACUAAACUAGUUAAGGCCGUGAAAGCAACAGAGGACAUGACAUAUCUGAAGGCAGAUGGAGAUAGAUAUGCAGUUUUAGCAGACGUCAGUACUCCUGAAGUCCCUUUUGGCAAUACUUUCCGGGUGGAGAUUUUAACAUGUUUAAUGCCUGGGCCUGAACUAAAUUCUUCACGCCUUGUAGUCUCUUGGCGCUUAAAUUUUGUACAAAGCACCAUGAUGAAGGGCAUGAUAGAAAAUGGGGCAAAACAAGGUUUGAAGGACAACUUCAAUCAGUUCUCUGAGCUCUUGGCUCAAAAUGUCAGGCCAGUUGAUGCAAAAGAUACGACAGCAAAUAAUCAAAGCUUGUCUUCAGUGCAACCAGAAAGAGAAUCUGAUUGGAAACUAGCAUUUCGAAUCUUCGGAAAUUUUACUGUGGUAUCCUCAUUUUUUGCAUUCAUUUAUGUUUUUUCACAUAUCAUCCUUGCAAGUCCUAGUAUAAUUCAAGGUCUCGAGUUCCCUGGCCUGGACUUGCCAGAUUCUGCUGGUGAAGUUGUAGUUUGUGGAGUUCUUGUUCUACAAGGACAACGUGUCCUAAAUAUGAUUGCACGGUUCAUCCAAGCAAAGAGGCAAAGAGGCAGUGACCAUGGAGUCAAAGCAAAAGGGGAUGGUUGGUUGCUGACUGUUGCUCUGAUUGAUGGGACCAACUUAGCAGCAACCAAAUCAUCUGGUUACUCUGAUCCAUAUGUUGUAUUUACUUGCAAUGGGAAGACAAAGACAAGUUCGAUUAAGUUUCACACCCUGGAGCCUCAGUGGAAUGAAAUUUUCGAAUUUGAUGCCAUGGAAGAUCCACCGUCAGUGAUGGAAAUAAAUGUGUAUGAUUUUGAUGGACCCUUUGACGAAGUUGCCUCCCUUGGUCAUGUUGAAGUAAAUUUCUUGAGAUAUAGUAUAUCUGAGCUUGCCGACAUCUGGAUUCCUCUCAAGGGAAAGCUGGCUCAAGCAUGUCAGACAAAAUUGCAUUUGAGAAUUUUCUUGAACAAUUCAAGGGGUACAGAAAUCGUGAAGAACUACCUAGACAGAAUGGAGAAAGAGGUCGGCAGAAAGAUUGCUGUGCGAUCACCUCACACAAACUUAGAGUUCCAGAAGAUCUUUUCAUUGCCGCCAGAAGAAUUCCUUAUCAAUGAUUUUACUUGCCAUUUAAAGCGCAAGAUGCUCACACAGGGUCGCUUGUUUUUAUCUCCAAGAAUUAUUGGGUUCUACACGAAUCUUUUUGGUCACAAAACAAAAUUCUUCUUUCUUUGGGAAGAUAUUGAAGAGAUCCAAUUGGUUCCUGCAACCCUUUCUUCAAUGGGAAGCCCAUCUCUGCUGAUUACUCUUCGCAAGGGCAGAGGAAUGGAUGCAAGGCAUGGAGCAAAGCAACUGGACGAGGAAGGGAGGCUCAAGUUUCAUCUCCAAUCUUUUGUGUCAUUCAACGCGGCACAUAAAACAAUAAUGGCACUGUGGAAGGCGAGGUCCUUGACCCCUGAAGAAAAAAUUCAGUUGGUUGAAGAGGAAUCUGAAACAAAAGACCUCCAAAAUGAGGAAAGUGGAUCUUUCUUAGGGAUAGAGGAUGCAAAAAUGUCAGAAGUAUUUUCAUCUACAAAACCCUUCGAUGUGCCAAUACUCAUGGGCAUAUUUGAGGGUGGUCCUGUGGAGCAUCGAGUCAUGGAGAAAGUUGGUUGUGUGGACUACUCUGUUACUACAUGGGAACCAGUCAGGGCUGGUAUUUACCAGAGGCAAGUCCACUACAGGUUCGACAUGAAAUUGGCACGUCGUGAGGGGGAAGUAAUGAGCACCCAACAGAAGUCCCUGCUUCCUGAUAAGAAUGGAUGGCUUGUUGAAGAAGUGAUGACACUUGAAGGUAUCCCGGUUGGUGAAUAUUUCAACCUCCAUAUUCGAUACCAGUUGGAGCAGAUUGCAUCCAAGCAGAAGUCAUGCUCUGUUCAAGUAUUUAUUGGCAUGGCAUGGUUAAAGAGUUGCAAGAACCAGAAGAAGAUCACGCAAGAGGUAAAAUCUAAUGCUUCUUCUCGCCUCAAGAAGAUAUUCAGUCAGCUAGAGAAGGAAUUUAUACCAGCCAGCUAGGAACCCUUUUUUCACAUCCUACUACUUUGCUGGUGCACAUAUGGAGAACCGAAAAGCAUCUUCUGUUGAUAUCCUGAGUUUGAGUUUCGGCGAGAAGUGUACAUAGUCAGGAUGGUCUGAUGUAGCAUAAUACAACAUGCCCUCAAAGAAGGGCCCUGGUCCAGCUUCAGAUUGGAGAAUUAACAGCAGGGCCAGGAAUGUGUUUUGGUUGAUUACGAAUACAUGAAUGCUUGAAUACUGUUGUAUGCCUUCAAGUUAUAGAUUAGAGGGCCCCUGGAGUUGUCACUCCCUGAUAGGUAAAUAGAAAAAUUGAAAGACAUCUGUACUCUUGCAAAUUAACAAAGAGAAAAAUUGUAAGACAAUACCAGAACAAUUGCUCCUUCUGGGUUAGUGUCAUUAUCUGGAUUGGUAUGUUAUGUCUGUGAUAUUCA